CAUCAAGAUUAAAGUACUGAGCAACAACAAGGGAUCAAACUAGUUACAAUUUUCCAGUAUGGGUUGGUUUAACCACCAUGGGCCAUACUGCGCAUGCCCAGUACAUCCUCAUCGGUACUUAGGGUAAUGGCUGCUGGGUGAGAUGAGCGGACGGGCCGCAUCCUUUGAGUGUGAGGCACUUCCAUCGAGAGGACCGUUAACUCGGGCAGUGCCGAGUUAAAAUGGUCGAUAUCCGACCCGAAACGCAUCCCGAAACCGUUGUACAUAUUGCAAACAUCGUCCUUCAAAUCGCACCCACUGUUAACUUCCCGUCUUAGUGGUCAGUUCUGCCUGCCGAUCAGAGGUUAAGCUGAGGCCAUGGCAGUGAAGGACCGUGUAGAGGCGGUGCUCAAUGUGGGUCUGCGUGUUCCCAGCAUUAUGCUGCUGGAUGUCUUGUACCGCUGGGAUGUCAGCUCCUUCUUCCAGAAGAUCCAGCGCUCCAGCCUCUCCAACAACCCCCUGUUCCAGUACAAAUACCUGGCGCUCUACCUGCACUACGUAGGUUACAUCCUUAGCUUGGUGCUGCUGACCCUGCCUCGUCAGCACCUGGUUAAACUGUACCUGUACGUCCUUACGGCCCUGCUGCUGUUUGCUGGUCAUCAAGUCUCAAGGGAUUAUGUCCGCAGUGAACUGGAGUCUGGCUAUGAAGGACCUGUCUACCUGGAACCCCUCUCCAUGAACCGAUUCACCACCGCACUCAUAGGUCAGCUGGUAGUGUGCACGCUAUGUUCCUGCGUGAUGCAGACCAAGAGGAUAUGGCUUUUCUCUGCUCACCUCCUCCCUCUGGUGGCCAGACUGUGUCUGGUCCCACUGGAGACCAUCGUCUUCAUCAAUAAGUUUUCCAUGAUCUUCACAGGCCUGGAGGUCAUUUACUUCCUGGCUUCUAACUUACUGGUACCAUAUAACCUGGCCAAGACUGCCUACAGGGAGCUGGCUCAGGUGGUGGAAGUGUACGGGCUGCUAGCUUUGGGUAUGUCUCUGUGGAACCAGCUGGUCCUCCCAGUUCUCUUCAUGUGUUUCUGGCUGCUACUGUUCGCUCUGCAGAUCUACUCGUACUUUAGCACCAGAGACCAGCCUACCUCAAGAGAGAGGCUCCUUUUCCUCUUUCUUACCAGUAUUGCAGAAUGUUGUAGUACACCGUACUCCCUACUGGGUUUGGUUUUUACCGUCUCUUUCAUUGCUCUGGGAGUUCUCACACUCUGCAAGUUCUACCUGCAAGGCUACAGAGCCUUUAUGAAUGACAACACCAUGCACAGAGGGAUGACAGAAGGCAUCACCCUGCUGAUCCUCGCUGUCCAGACUGGCCUCAUUGAGCUGCAGGUCAUCCACCGAGCCUUCCUCCUCUCCAUCAUCCUCUUCAUUGUUGUUGCCUCCAUUCUGCAGUCCAUGCUGGAGAUAGCAGACCCCAUAGUCCUGGCCCUGGGAGCAUCCAGAGACAAGAGUUUGUGGAAGCACUUCCGAGCAGUGUCUCUGUGUUUGUUCCUGCUGAUCUUUCCAGCCUACAUGGCCUAUAUGAUCUGUCAGUUCUUCCACAUGGACUUCUGGCUUCUCAUCAUCAUCUCCUCCUCCAUCCUCACCUCACUGCAGGUCCUCGGCACUCUGCUGAUCUACGUUCUCUUCAUGGUCGAGGAGUUUCGUAAGGCUCCAGUGGAGAACAUGGAUGAAGUUAUCUACUGUGUCAAUGGCACCUACCGACUACUGGAGUUCCUGGUUGCAGUGUGUGUGGUGUGCUACGGCGUGUCAGAGACGGUGUUCGGGGAGUGGAGUGUUAUGGGCAGCACCAUCAUCCUGGUCCACUCGUACUACAACGUCUGGCUCAGAGCCCAGCUUGGCUGGCAAAGCUUCCUGCUCAGGAGAGACGCUGUAAACAAGAUCAAAAGCCUCCCCACAGCGAGCAACACACAGCUGGAGCAGUACAAUGACAUCUGCGCUAUCUGCUACCAGGACAUGACCAGUGCUGUGAUCACUCCAUGCAGUCAUUUCUUCCACGCUGGCUGUCUGAAGAAAUGGCUUUAUGUCCAGGAGACAUGCCCUCUUUGUCACUCACAACUUAAGAGCCAAUCACCAGCUAACACUGUCCCCAACCAAGACACUCCUGCAGCCAAUCAGAGCCCUGCAGGCCAGGAAGAAGCACCAGCCAACAAGAAGCAAAAAGAAGAGGGCGUUCUUCCUGACGACAGGAAGGAGGAGGGAACAGGAACGCAGGAGGGAGAUAAUGGACCUGCCAUGUCAGCUGGAGAAUCUUCCUCCUCCUCCUGUACUCCGCAGCACCUUGACAAGGCUCCCUCAUCGUCUUCUUCUCCUUCUUCCCCACUUGUGACUGAGUCUCCGCAGAACCAGUCGCCCUCAGAUCCAACGUCUUUGUCUUCUCCCUCUUCCUCUGACACAUUGGACAUGCUCCCCUCUCCUCCAUCUCCCUCCAUAUCUCAGCACUCAACCUCACAGCUACUGGCCCAGUCAGACACGACACCUGCUGAACCUGAGCCUGAGCCCACGCCUCAGCAAAACCCAGACUCCCCACCGGACAGCAAGGGGUCAUCAACUGGUCCAUCAUCACAGCCGGACCAGACCUCUCCAUCUUCGGAGGAACAGUCUCCUCCUCCAUGAGUUGAGCCCCAUCGUAACACACACAACGUACAUGCAUGCACAUAUAAAAACACAAUCUAAAUACUCCAUCUGCCAAUUAUCUGCCUAUAUUCUACUUGUCCAGGGGUUUUGCUGUCUCAUCAUUACAGAAAUUCAACCCCCAACCCCAUUCUGAGAGAAAAACAAACAGAUAUUCAUCUCUUUGCAUUAAAAAAAAAUUGCUAAAUAUUGCCAAUUUUUUAGGGAAUUGUCCUGGAAAAGCUUAUCUAAAUGUGUUCCCAUGACAACAUUUAUGCCACUAAUGAUUUUAUCAGGGUAGGCAUAUUUUUUUUAAUUUUAAUUUAGUUCAAACUUUACAACCACAUAUGAUAUCCAGGGAUGUGAUAAGAAAACGCAAAAGGGAAAGCAGUAAUCUCAUCUCAGAAAUAAUUGGGAGUUCAACAUCAAGUCCAAGAAAUGUGAAAUCCUGGAAGAAACUGAAGUACGGCAUCACUCAUUACUGCUGUUUCCUGGACACAUAAUGACAUUUGUGAAAUAAUGCUUAUGUCCUUCUCAUUUCAAUCCCAGACAUUUCAUGUGAUGGUUGCUCCCAUCCUGCCUUUGUUUGUGCAGCUUCACUCUCAUCACUGUACAUUUCAUAGUGUUUGGGUUUUCUCUGUUGUCCCGUGUGUGCCAUGAUUUAACGAGGAAUGGGUGGGGUGUUUAGGGAGCCUUUAUAGACUGUUGAUCACUGAGGGUUGCAUUUUAGAUCAGUGACAAAGUCUUAACAUUUCAAUAAGUCUACAAAGAUCUCCACCAGUUCUUGAUAAAGAUUCUUGUUUUCACUUUUGGAUGACAGUAGUUAGGCAUAUUUGUGAGUACUACGCAUUAACAGAGACUGAAUGUUGUUUCUCGAGGCCAUCACAUGACCUAAAGCCUGGCGCUAAGCAGAGGAUACAUGGUGUGGUCGUAGUCGAGUGUUGCAGUGAAGCUGUCUCUAUUACACUGCUUCAAUAUCUGAAUCAAAGUUGUUUGGCUGGUCCCAGCAAAAAAACAGUUCACUCCUCAUCGCCAAACUUUUGUAUCACUGUUAAAUAAAUGUUAUUUUUAAGAUCAUUUUUACAUUACUGCUUUAUUGGACAACAUGCAAAUGGGCUGAAAACGAGGUGUAGAAAGAGAGAGGGAGUGGGUGACAUGCAACAGAGGCCACAGUUGCAUUUGCAGUCGUAUUUUGAUCCUUCAGCGUUGUCAGAAUGUGGAGUGUAACAGAGGUGGCAAGGAGCUCAGUUGGUUUUACUUCAUUCAUGGUACUCAUCCUCCUGAGCUCAGCUGACUCGUAAAUACAUUCAACCAAUCCAUCCCAAGUUCGCCAUCGAUCCAGGGAUCGUUGAAGCUCUUCCAUGGCAGUAGCCAAUCACUCUGCUCCAUCCAACUCCUUCUUAAACCGGUCACAUCAAAGUGUUUUCAAAGACGAUCAUUAUCCUCCUGCUGCUCAAUCACUUCACUCCAUGAAAUGUUACUACCAGCAAAUUGAGCCAUUUGAUAGGAAAGCAUCUUUUUUUUUUUUUGUUGUCCCCCCCCCACGCAUGCUAGCACACACACACACACACACACACAAACAUACACACACACACCCAGAAGAUGGGGCAGAACGGGGAGGAAGAAGUGUGUGUGCGGAGAAGUCUGAGUGUUUGAAAGACUUCCAAACUUGAUAAUGCUGAUGCACGCUUAUACGUACAGCUUGCACGCUGCCACUGUUACCAUAGCAUCUAUUUGUUUGUCCCCAGUGUGCUCUAACCUUGCGACCAACUAUGUUUUUUCUGCCAUUUUUUAAAUUUUAUUUUAAUUUUAUUUUUUGGGUUGCAUUUGCACUAAUGUCAUUUAUACUAGCAACGCUCCAAAGCUGUUCUGUGGCUGUCGGCAACCAAAUACCCUCUGAUGUGUUUGUGUACGAGGAAACAGCCCAAUCUGUUUAUGUGUAAUGUAUAUAAAUGUUGCUCUGUAUGGCAUCUAUAUUAAACCAGAGGAGUGUUGAUAUAUAAAUAAGAUCAGGGCUUUGAUUUCUCCAAAGCUUCCUAGUGGGUCAGUGUCCUUUGUUACAUUACAUGCCUGUGAACAAAGACAAAGUUUUGGCUAAGAAGCUUUUUGGGGAAACCAAGCCGUCUGAUCUGUGAGACCAGCCAGUGUUACUGCGUCUCCACUCUGUAUGACGCGUCCUCAAGCUGGUGUGAUCACUCCAGUGCCCUCUACUGUUAGGAGUGGGAUCAGCAUGACGCAGACGGACAGGAGAUGCACUAGUUAACUCUCAACAGUAUUACUUACUACCACUAUUACUUAAGGUCUUAUUACGAUGAAUGACUUUAUUCUCGACAUUGGAAAGCGUUGGCUGCAGGGCUGAGAAUGAAUACAUGAUCAAUGUAGGAUCACACCUGGCCAAACGCUGUUUAACUGUGUUUUUUUUUUUCUGUUUGUUUUUUUUUUUUUUUAAAGAGAUGAAAUGUAGAGUUUGAUGUAUUUUGCACAUGUUCUUCAGAAAGGUGAACAUAUAUUCUUGAAUGACUUCUCAUUUUAUUAUCAGCUCCAUUCUGUCGACAUCGAUUUCAAACGAAGCACUUGAAAUGGUUACAAAGAUUCAAUCAGUUUCAUACACACAUUUGGUUUUCAUCGUGGAGCACUUGAGUUGUGUCAUUGCAAGAGAGAGAUCACCUGCAAGAUAAAAAAAAAAAAAAAAAAGUCAAAUGCCACCACAGGGUGAUGACAGUCAUUUGCAACUGUAUGUGAAUUUGCAUUGCAGUAUUAAACAAUAAAUAACUGGCAGAGAUGCCCGUCAGCUAUUGAUUCCAGAUGUAUUUGCUCAGUUUAUACUCCAUGUUGGAGAAAUUGCAGGUGUUGCAGUCACUCUCCAGGCUAUGAACUGUGACAAGUAUUUUCAUACUGUCUGGGACAGUUUAACAUCAAAUGUGUUAAGGUAUUCUAUGCUCAUAUACUUAAUAUUCUGACUACAUAACCUAUCAAUCUGAUAAUUAAAAAAAAGGUUUAGGGACAUUCAGUAUUUUCAACGUUUAAAUGCAUUAUUUGCAUUCAAGUACAUCUCUGAGAUUUCAGCUGUGGGAUUGACUACAUGUAAAAUCGGUGACAGGUUAGGCUAUUUGUCUGUGAGCUAAUGUGCCAACCAAAUGCAUAAAUCCUUAUUGUUGCUCCUUUUGCCAUCAAUCCAUGCACUGCAUCUCAAUUAACAUCAGUUAUUUUUUUAUUAUUGCUCUCGAUUGACUUGCUUCUGAAUUAACGCCACAGAAACAAGCCACUGUGCUCUCAAUGUUGUGUGUGCAUUUUCUUAUACAUUAUAUUUUAAUUCAAAAUGGUCUUCAAAAAACCAGGAGAAAUAUGGAUACCUAUUGCCUGUAUAUUAGCUGUCCCUGAAAUCAAUCUCACAUCUGAAAUCCAGAUGUUACAGUGCAAGACACUCCUUUCUGACACUCAAUUUAUCAGAAUACUUUGCAAAAUCAUGAUUCUAUAAUGUUGAAAAUGUAAAGCAAAUAUGGGAAUGGAAUCUAAAGCUGACACAGUGCAUUCAGGCCACAUAUUUAUUUUCUGGAUGCAUUUUUAAUGAGCAUUUUUGUAAAAGAACAGUUAGCACUGCUGUCUAAAACCGUUGCCUCCGACUUGACAGAUGUGUUGAGAUUUACCUCAGAAAGCCUGAUCAUUUUGUUUCUCUUAUCAAUUAUCUUUUUCUUUUGUCUCAUUAGUUUUUUUUUUUCCACACACAAAGUUAGGACCUGAUCUGUAAAAACCUGACUCUGAAUGCCAGUUGUGUUCUGUUAAAAUGCUCCACGGUUUUGGACUUUACGCCUGGCAUUGCCUUGGUUAUUUUACAAAAAUUGAAUGUCAGAAAUAAAAUGAACCAUCCACUCUGGA
Thunnus maccoyii (southern bluefin tuna) is the source of this 6519-nucleotide messenger RNA. Its product is annotated as RING finger protein 145-like. The record is from RefSeq and is a predicted model, not a curated record. Lineage: Eukaryota; Metazoa; Chordata; Actinopteri; Scombriformes; Scombridae. The transcript has 12 exons. Gene Ontology annotation, cellular component: endomembrane system; endoplasmic reticulum. Gene Ontology annotation, molecular function: zinc ion binding; ubiquitin protein ligase activity. The coding region runs from base 358 to 2646 and encodes 762 amino acids.